This is a messenger RNA of Thunnus maccoyii (southern bluefin tuna), 5347 nucleotides long. It is a transcript of the gene tfr1b, whose product is annotated as transferrin receptor 1b. The record is from RefSeq and is a predicted model, not a curated record. The coding region runs from base 215 to 2509 and encodes 764 amino acids. The transcript has 19 exons. Gene Ontology annotation, cellular component: external side of plasma membrane. NCBI's taxonomy places the organism in Eukaryota, Metazoa, Chordata, Actinopteri, Scombriformes, Scombridae. Gene Ontology annotation, biological process: intracellular iron ion homeostasis; iron ion transport.
GGUGGCCUCCUGCUUGGGUUUGUCCACAGCCCCCAGAUGAGUAAGUCCGCCCCUGCUUCAAGGAUGCGUACGUGACAAAUUACGACGUGACGAAGGCGGAAGUGCCCCGACCGUAUAAGGAGUAACGUUAUAGACACCGCUGAGCAAAUCUACUAGCAAGAAGGCCAGAAGGCGCGGUGCGGAACCUGCGGCCAGAACAGGACCAACGGCAGCGAUGGAUCGAUUGAGGUCUGCGUUCAACAGCAUGAUUAAAAGCGAGCGCUACAGCAGGUUCACUCUGCAGCACGAGGAGGACGGAGAGAGGCACGUCGAGGUCAAACUGUCCGAUGACGCAACAGAUGACGCCACGGAGGUCGGCCAGGCGGGGGGCUCGCCCAGCUUCCGGCCGGCACCUCCGCGUCAGAGCCGUAGCUCCCUCUGCUACAUGGCCGUAGGAGUCCUGCUGGUCUUUAUUAUCGGAUACUUUAUCGGUUACAUCAGCCACCGUAAACCUCGGGUGGAGCCAGCGGAGUGCAGGACAGGGUUGGAAGGGGAAGAAAGCACACCAGUAUAUCCCGAACAAGCUCCAGUGGACGCCGCGCCAGCUCCGGAAGCGCAGCUGGACUGGAAGGACAUCACUCAACUUCUCACGCAGAAACUCACCACUGAGACCUUCGACAGGACUCUGAGGGACUUUGAUCUACCCAGACGUUCAGCCGGCAGCCAAGAAGAUACGAGCCUGGCAAACCGCAUGUUUGAGGAGUUCAAGAAACUUGAGAUGGAGCCCUGGACCGACAUCCACUUCGUUCAGCUGCAGAUGCCAGACAGCAAUCGCCCAAACCGUGUCCUUUUUGGUUCAGACGUCUUCAAGCCUACGGGUUAUCUUGCAUACAGCGCUACUGGGACAGUUCAGGGAAAGCUGGUGUAUGGCAACUAUGGUCGACAAAAGGAUCUGGAUGUUCUGCAGAAGAAGAACGUUGAGCUGAAAGACUGCGUGUUGCUGCUCCGAGCUGGAAAUAUCAGUUUUGCAGAGCAGGUAAAUAACGCUGCAGCGAAGGGGGCCUCUGCUGUUCUAAUCUACCCCGACCCUCAAGAGUACACGUAUACAGCCGACACAGAACUCUACGGACAUGUCCACCUGGGUUCAGGCGACCCCUACACCCCUGGAUUCCCCUCCUUCAACCACACGCAGUUCCCCCCAACUAAGUCAUCCGGUCUCCCCACAAUCCCAGCCCAGACUAUCACCGCCAACAUGGCUUCAACUCUUCUACGGAAAAUCGGUGGCCCCGAAGCAGAUGCAAGCAGCGGCUUUAAAGGCGGCAUCAGGUCACUGUCUUACAGCCUGGGAGGCAGCGAGAACGUCACCGUCGAGGUGAACAACGUGCUGGUCAACAGGGAGAUCCACAACGUGUUCGGAGUCAUCAAAGGAUUCAUAGAUCCUGAUCGCUACGUUGUACUGGGAGCCCAGAGAGACGCCUGGGGUAAAGGUUACGCCAAAGCCACUGUUGGCACCUCCAUUCUGAUGGAGCUGGCCAGGGCUAUUCAUGAGAUGGUGAAGAAAGAUGGAUUCAGGCCCAGGAGAAGCCUGGUGUUUGCAAGCUGGAGUGCUGGAGAGUAUGGAAGUGUUGGCGCCACCGAGUGGUUGGAGGGUUAUAUGUCCUCUAUUGACAAAAAUGUUUUGACCUACAUAAGCCUGGAUGGAGCAGUCAUGGGUCGUGGGAGCUUAAUAGCCUCAGCAAGUCCGCUGCUUUACAGCCUCCUCGGGAGCACAAUCAAAGAGGUGAAAAAUCCUCUUGGUUCUGGUGCUGUGUACGAUAUGGUGGGGAAAAGCAACUGGGAGGCCAACGUACUGAGACCGAUGUCGGUGGACGACCCUGCUUAUCCGUUCUUGGCCUUCUCCGGGAUUCCCUCCAUCUCUUUCCACUUCAUCUCUCCCAAUACUGAAAGCUACGCCUACUAUGGUACCAACCUGGACAACAUGGAUCAUCUCAAUUAUCAAACCAACCAGCGCACAGGUGAAAUGACCGCUGUCGCUGCACAGUUUGCCGGUCAGAUGGCUCUGCGACUGGUUCACGACCACCUGCUCAACCUGGACGUGAGCAGAUACACCAAACUGAUCACCAAGGACGUGUCCCUGAUCCGCAAACGCAUUAUUCAGCUCACUCAGUCUGGUCAGCUGAAGGGUGUGGAUUCCAACUGGCUAAGCCGUGCACGUGGCUCCUUCCAACGAGCCGCUACCAGCAUCAGCAACGCCAUCGUCAACACUGACAUAAAUGACCAGGAGGCCUGUCGCAUCCUCAACGACAGGAUCAUGACAGUCGAGCACACCCUCCUCUCUCCGUACGUGUCCCCCAUCGACACUCCUUUCCGUCACCUCGUGCUGGGCCGCGGCUCCCACACUUUGGCGUCCAUCACCGAGGCCACCGACAUGGAGCAGCUCCGCAUCCAGCUGGCCCUGGCCACCUGGAACCUGCAGGAUUGCGCCAACGCCAUGGUCGGAAACAUCUGGGAACUCGACAACGAAAUCUAAAGCGGAGAGAGUCGCGAGCGUGUGUGCGUGCGUGCGUGUGCGUGGUUGUGAAAUUGAGCAAAUGUGAGUAACGAGACACAGGUGGUUGUUCAAAGCAAGCGAACACACAAUAGAGCGAAAGAAAAAUAAAAAACCGAAGCAGAGGGCGGAGCUCCAAUAUCAGCACUUAAGCACAAGCUGUCAAUCAGAGGUCAAAGCCCCACGCUUUAUAUACAGGUUUAUAUUCCGUUAUUUUGGGGGGAUCUGACUGAACCUGAAUCCCACAAAACACCAGGAGGAGAAGCAACAAUAUUGAACUUGAAGCUAAAACACGUUAAAAAAAAAACAACAACUGUGAAACGGCACCAAAUACUCGGAAGAAACUAAACGACAGAUCUGCCUCCUCCUCCUCCUCCUGGCUGCACCCCAGAAAUGUUGAACCAGUCGAAGCCUUUGCUGUGACCUCUCGCCAUCAAAACGCUGAAGACCUUAUUUAUACUUAAGUUUUUUUAUCAGUGGCAGUGCCCACUAUAAAUAUAUAUCGUUUGUCUUUUUAUACGACGUUAUCGGAAGCAGUGCCUUCCAUAAUUAUGACGGUUAUACUGUCUAAUCCUACGGCAGCAUCUGCUACACAUAUUAACUCCUCAACUGUUGCUGACAAAAUGGAGCCCGUGAUGAAGUUUAAAUUUAUUCUAUUUCAAGUAACGCUUUAUUUUACAGGUCUCUUAAUUUUGUACUAAUUUCCUGGAAUUUUACAGAGAAAUUUGCAGGUAUUUAACACUUAAUUUUAAGGACAUUUUACAAUUGUACAAAUUAUUUUAAAAAAUGGGAAAAAAGUGUUAAGAUGGUUAAAUGGCAUGUACCCACUGAAUAUAUUUAGAUUCAAAUGUAGUUCUUAAUUUUAAUAAUAACAAAAAUAGAUUAGAUUCUUAACAGUAGUUUAAUAGAAAGAAAAAACUUAGUUUUCAGUGCGUAGUUUUGUGUCAGUGAUGUAUUAGCAUAUUAGGUAGUUUGUUUAAAAAAAAAAAAAAAACAACUUAAACUUUUUUCUAUUGCUUUUCUAAUAAUUUGUACCAAAUUACACCACCCUUUCUGUAAAAUUUCCUAAAAAUUAACAGUUUAAUACCUGCAAAUUACUCAGAAAUUGUCUUGUAAAUGUGUAUAAAAUCAUAGGACCUGUAAAACAAGGCGUUAAAUUCCCUCUGCUCUUCAUGUCAUGCCUUCAUGAGAUCUUAACUGAAGCAGCUACACAAAGAAAAAAAAUUACUCCGGUGGGGCUUCACGCCGCCAUAAAAUGUUUGUUUUUAAAAAAAAAAAUUGAAAGGGAGAAAUGAAGAGUUUUUCCUGAUUUGACGUCAGGAACUAUUUUGAUUCGUCUGUCAAAAACCAGACUAGGAGCAGAGAGACAUCAGGCAAGAAGAUGUUAUUUACACACCACAAGCCUAGAAAUAAAUUAAUUGUGUAACAGGGGGAAAAAUAAGUAAAAAAAAAAAUGAAUGCACAAACAAAUAACACAUUAUAAACCCCCCCCUUUUAUCACAAUGAAUUGGUUACAUAAUUUGCAAGAAAGCCAUUUAUGUUGCACAGUCUACUUUUGGAGCACUUAAUGAUACAGAUAAGUUAUCGGGAGCAGUGCCUUCCAUAAUUAAAACUCAUUAUCGGGAGCAGUGUCUUCCAUAAUGACAAGCAGUGACGGUAGUUUUUGCCUACCAACGUGUGUGUGUUUGUGUUUGUGUGUGUUUUAUGUGUGUAUUUAUCGGGAGCAGUGUCUCUCAUAUUUCACUUGAAGGGUGGAACAACUUAUCGGGGACAGUGUUUCCCAGAGUUUUAUACUUGAUAUAUUUAUUUGUUUUCUCUUUAUUUUUGGAUUAUAUAUUUGUGUGUGUGUGUGUGUGUGUUUAGGCACAGUCCUCCUGACCUCCAGAGUGUGUGCGUGUGCUUCUGAUUUUUUCCUUUUUUUUGCCUUGAGCUAAAAUUUCUGUUUCGCGCUGUAGUUUUCACACGACAGACUCAUUUUUAAUUUUGUCCUCGACACUCGGGACUGUGUAAAUGCACUGUACUCAUUAUAAUUAGCUGCAAACCUGAUUUGUCUGUCUAGUUAUAGAAACAAGAGAUUUCAAGGUAGGUAGCAGGUAGCUUUUUUUUGCGUCGGUGGCUUCAUCAGUUUCACAGAUCAUGUACUACAUACAUAUGAAUUCACUCCUGUUGCUUCCCUGAUCACAGACCACAUGUGUUACCAUAACAUUUGUCACUGUAUGCAUGUUACUCUACUGCUUUACAGGUGUAGCUCAACGAUCUUACUAUACGGAUUAGAAAAGAUUCAAAUAUUUCGAUUGUAGGGUUUGACAGAUGUGUCCGUUUUUGUUUUUAGAUGCAGAAUAAUAUUUUUGUAUCUAAGCUACUAUAUUAUCUGAUAUAUCUUUCUUCCCAUAAAAGUUAGUGUUUUUCCCCUAAAUUGUAUGGAUCUGGAUGCAAAACGCUAGCUCAUGUUUCAAUUGAAGCUCUUAUUAUGAAUCCCAUAUAACCAUAUUAAAAUUCUUUUUAUUUCAACAUCUACUGUAGAGUCAAUAAAAUGUCAGUUCAUCAUUAUUCAGAUUAUUGGAUGUUUGAACACGUUUGGUUGUUUCCUUAGCAGGUCGGUUCUGUUGAGUUUGUUACAUCUCAGUUUCAGUUUUUCUUGUUUCUUCCAUCUGUUCAAAGAAUUAAAACCGACUGAAUCAUCACUUUAAAAAAAAAAAAACAUACUGCAAUUGUUUCAAAACCUGCUCAGUUUUCUGUAAUUGACAAGUUAUAGAAAUUAUGUUUCUGUGAUUUCCAUGUUCAACAGAAAGACUAAUAAACCCUCUGGUUUAGCAUCCA